Molecule: messenger RNA, 5738 nt
Organism: Neodiprion virginianus
Lineage: Eukaryota; Metazoa; Arthropoda; Insecta; Hymenoptera; Diprionidae
Product: serine-rich adhesin for platelets-like
Exons: 4
Coding region: 34-3342 (1102 amino acids)
Source: RefSeq, a predicted model, not a curated record
AGUUACUCUAGGAGCAAUUAAGAGCAGCUCAAAAUGAAAUUACGGUGUUUAAUCUUCAGUGCAUUCGUGUGCCUUCUCGUCUUCCGCGCAGCAGAAGCGAGAGCAUACGCCAAGACUGAAGCCAGCAGCUACAGCUCAAGCAACUCCGAAACCGAGAGCAAAAGCGGUGACGAAGGCAGCGGCAGCAGCAGCAGCAGCAGCAGCAGCAGCAGCAGCAGCAGCAGCGAAGGCAGCGGCAGUGGCAGCAUGAGUGGGAGUGAGUCCAGUAGCGGCAGCAAAAGCGCCGGCGAAGGCAAAGACAGCGGCAAGAGCGGCAGCAGCAGCAUGAGUAAGAGUGAGUCCAGUAGCGGCAGCAAAGGCAGCGGCAGCGGCAGCAUGAGUGAGAGUGAGUCCAGUAGCAGCAGCAAAAGCGUCGGCGAAGGCAAAGACAGCGGCAAGAGCGGCAGCAGCAGCAUGAGUAAGAGUGAGUCCAGUAGCGGCAGCAAAGGCAGCGGCAGCGGCAGCAUGAGUGAGAGUGAGUCCAGUAGCAGCAGCAAAAGCGUCGGCGAAGGCAAAGACAGCGGCAAGAGCGGCAGCAGCAGCACGAGUAAGAGUGAGUCCAGUAGCGGCAGCAAAAGCGUCGGCGAAGGCAAAGACAGCGGCAAGAGCGGCAGCAGCAGCACGAGUAAGAGUGAGUCCAGUAGCGGCAGCAAAGGCAGCGGCAGCGGCAGCAUGAGUGAGAGUGAGUCCAGUAGCGGCAGCAAAAGCGUCGGCGAAGGCAAAGACAGCGGCAAGAGCGGCAGCAGCAGCACGAGUAAGAGUGAGUCCAGUAGCGGCAGCAAAAGCGUCGGCGAAGGCAAAGACAGCGGCAAGAGCGGCAGCAGCAGCACGAGUAAGAGUGAGUCCAGUAGCGGCAGCAAAAGCGUCGGCGAAGGCAAAGACAGCGGCAAGAGCGGCAGCAGCAGCACGAGUAAGAGUGAGUCCAGCAGCAGCAGCAAAGGCAGCGGCAGCGGCAGCAUGAGUGAGAGUGAGUCCAGUAGCGGCAGCAAAAGCGUCGGCGAAGGCAAAGACAGCGGCAAGAGCGGCAGCAGCAGCACGAGUAAGAGUGAGUCCAGUAGCGGCAGCAAAAGCGUCGGCGAAGGCAAAGACAGCGGCAAGAGCGGCAGCAGCAGCACGAGUAAGAGUGAGUCCAGUAGCGGCAGCAAAAGCGUCGGCGAAGGCAAAGACAGCGGCAAGAGCGGCAGUGGCAGUGUUAAGGGUAACAAUGGCAGCGGUAAGGUUGACAGCGAUAAAGGCAGCAAAGGCAGUGAUAAGGGUGGCAGUGGCAAUGACAGCGGCAAGGGUGGCAGCGGUAGCAAUAAGGGUGGCAGUGGCAGUGAAAGCGAUAAGGGUGGCAGCGGUAGCGCUAAGGGCAGCAGUGGCAGCGAUAAAGGCGGAAGCGGCAGUAAUAAGGGUGGCAGCGUAAGGGACAACAGCUGCGGUAGCAACAGCGAAGGCAGCAGCGUCGAAGGCGGUCACGGCGGUGCUAGCGACAAGACCAGCACCACGAGUAAGAGUGAGUCCAGUAGCGGCAGCAAAAGCGUCGGCGAAGGCAAAGACAGCGGCAAGAGCGGUAGCAGUAGCACGAGUAAGAGUGAGUCCAGUAGCGGCAGCAAAAGCGUCGGCGAAGGCAAAGACAGCGGCAAGAGCAGCAGCAGCAGCACGAGUAAGAGUGAGUCCAGCAGCAGCAGCAAAGGCAGCGGCAGUGGCAGCAUGAGUGAGAGUGAGUCCAAUAGCGGCAGCAAAAGCGUCGGCGAAGGCAAAGACAGCGGCAAGAGCGGCAGCAGCAGCACGAGUAAGAGUGAGUCCAGUAGCGGCAGCAAAAGCGUCGGCGAAGGCAAAGACAGCGGCAAGAGCGGCAGCAGCAGCACGAGUAAGAGUGAGUCCAGUAGCGGCAGCAAAAGCGUCGGCGAAGGCAAAGACAGCGGCAAGAGCGGCAGCAGCAGCACGAGUAAGAGUGAGUCCAGUAGCGGCAGCAAAAGCGUCGGCGAAGGCAAAGACAGCGGCAAGAGCGGCAGCAGCAGCACGAGUAAGAGUGAGUCCAGUAGCGGCAGCAAAAGCGUCGGCGAAGGCAAAGACAGCGGCAAGAGCGGCAGCAGUAGCACGAGUAAGAGUGAGUCCAGCAGCAGCAGCAAAGGCAGCGGCAGCGGCAGCAUGAGUGAGAGUGAGUCCAGUAGCGGCAGCAAAAGCGUCGGCGAAGGCAAAGACAGCGGCAAGAGCGGCAGCAGCAGCACGAGUAAGAGUGAGUCCAGUAGCGGCAGCAAAAGCGUCGGCGAAGGCAAAGACAGCGGCAAGAGCGGCAGCAGCAGCACGAGUAAGAGUGAGUCCAGUAGCGGCAGCAAAAGCGUCGGCGAAGGCAAAGACAGCGGCAAGAGCGGCAGCAGCAGCACGAGUAAGAGUGAGUCCAGCAGCAGCAGCAAAGGCAGCGGCAGCGGCAGCAUGAGUGAGAGUGAGUCCAGUAGCGACAGCAAAAGCGUCGGCGAAGGCAAAGACAGCGGCAAGAGCGGCAGCAGCAGCACGAGUAAGAGUGAGUCCAGUAGCGGCAGCAAAAGCGUCGGCGAAGGCAAAGACAGCGGCAAGAGCGGCAGCAGCAGCACGAGUAAGAGUGAGUCCAGCAGCAGCAGCAAAGGCAGCGGCAGCGGCAGCAUGAGUGAGAGUGAGUCCAGUAGCGGCAGCAAAAGCGGCGGCGAAGGCAAAGACAGCGGCAAGAGCGGCAGCAGCAGCACGAGUAAGAGUGAGUCCAGCAGCAGCAGCAAAGGCAGCGGCAGCGGCAGCAUGAGUGAGAGUGAGUCCAGUAGCGGCAGCAAAAGCGGCGGCGAAGGCAAAGACAGCGGCAAGAGCGGCAGCAGCAGCACGAGUAAGAGUGAGUCCAGCAGCAGCAGCAAAGGCAGCGGCAGCGGCAGCAUGAGUGAGAGUGAGUCCAGUAGCGGCAGCAAAAGCGUCGGCGAAGGCAAAGACAGCGGUAAGAGCGGCAGCAGCAGCAUGAGUAAGAGUGAGUCCAGCAGCGGCAGCAAAGGCAGCGGCAGCGGCAGCAUGAGUGAGAGUGAGUCCAGUAGCGGCAGCAAAAGCGGCGGCGAAGGCAAAGACAGCGGCAAGAGCGGCAGCAGCAGCAUGAGUAAGAGUGAGUCCAGUAGCGGCAGCAACGGCAGCGGCAGCGGCAGCAUGAGUGAGAGUGAGUCCAGUAGCAGCAGUGGUGACAGCGACGAGAGCGAAAGCACCAGCAGCACCAGCAGCAGCAGCAGCAGCAGCAGCAGCACCAGCAGCACGGAUGCUGAGUCAGAGAGCUGGAGCAGCAGCGACAGCUAUACGUCACUCACCGAUUAAAUCUUCAAGUAGAUAUGAAACCGAGACGUGUGAAACUUGGAAAAUGAACCUGGCUAAAAAUUAAUUAUUACCAGAAUUAAUUAUGAAACUUGUAUGCGUAUGGCAAGAUUGAAACUGAACUAAAAGGCAAUCUAGCAUAUCGAAGCAUUAUCGCGAAACUUUAUUACAUUACACAGGUAGGUAAUGACCCUUUUGGAUUGGGUAUACUUUCACAGCCUGAAUCGCUUUUAGACUCAUACUCUACAUGAGAAAAAUAUUAAUUAUUGAAUGAAUUGAAUCGAACUGACAGCAAAUCGUUUCAAAAUUCGACACAAAAAAAUUCUACAAUCGUGGUUGAAAUUUUGUGAAAGUAGGUUUUUAUAUCUGAAAAAGUUCACUCUCACUCUGAAAGUAAUUCUUAUCGAGAUUCCGUCUCUGGAACCAUAUCACAUAAUUUAUCACCGACCGUUUUAUUAACGGUGACGGAUCAGAUCGAACUCAAACUUAAGAUCGAAAUUACUACUCAGAUUAGGUACGAAUGUGUACUAUUAUACUAAAACACUACCCAACUAAUCCAAAACUAUCACAGUAAGCAUAUAAAAAUCACUUACGGCAACAAAACGGUAAUCAAAGUUUAGGAUAGGCUAGCAGCCUUUUUCGACCAUUAUAUUUUGAUUAUCCGUAUUAUUAGAAUAGCAAUUCGUCCGUGAAACCCGUCAGAGAACAACCAGCAAGAAGUCCAUGUUGCAAUAUACGAGUAUUUUCAAUACAAUCGUGCUUAAAAUUUGUCAGGACACGAUAAAAAAAACUGUUCUAUUAAAUCCAGUAGUAAUUAUAGCUGAAAAAAUGCAAUUAAUACAACAAACGACUAAGAAAAAAUUAUAAUUAUAUUAUAGAGUUUUUAUUUUAAUAUACGGCGGAUAUUUUAAACUUCGUGCACAUCUUUGUUGCUGCAUGAAAUCAUUUUAGUAUCUAUCGUAGAAGCAUUUUAGAUUGUAUUGUGAAUCGAAUAUUUAUUCAAAUAUUAUUAUUUAUUUUUUCAAUUAUGUUCGCUUAUCUUGUAUAAUAAAUAAUAUUGAUGAAAUAUUUUGCACGUCUUCUUCAUUGACUAAUGGAAUCUCUAAACUGCACUAGCACUAGCUAUUAUAUUUCAGUGGUCCUCGCAUGAUGAACAUUUAAAACUCAGUUCCAAGACCAUGUUAAUUGCAGUGUCACUUAGUUUGAAUACCCUGUUCAGUGAGUGAACUACAGUGUUUUGAUAUGUUUCGGUGCAGUGAAAUGCUCAAAAAUGUACAAAAUUUGCGUUUGAGGCCAACAGAUUUCAAAGCUUACUGUUAAAUCUCCACAGUUGACGGAGUUAUCGAAUGCAGUUUCUAAACCGUACCGAUUCGACACUGACAGGGCUUAUUGGCUAACUUACGCUCAAUGUGUGUGAAAUUGAAACUGCACUUAUGCCAAAGAAAAUACGCGUUACACUCUAGUGUGUAAAAUGUAGCCUUUAAAUUCAACAGUCAAUGAUUGUCUCUGAGUAAACUAAAGUAAGCAACUUGAAGGAAGAAAAUUAAACAAUUAUGAAGCAAUAUAUAAUACGUAAUAAUAUACGUAAAUGUAUAACACAUGACGUCUCUUCCCUGUACGAGAAAAUUGAACAGUCAUAUUAAACCAUUGACCAAUAGCAGUCAAGGAUACGCGUAACAGGAAGCCAGCGUUCCAAGGGGAAAAGGAACGUAUGUAUGUUGCAUCUAGACGCUUCUGAUUGUGAUAAAAGGAUGAGACAGCGAACGCUAAUAACGCUAUACUCGGUCUCACUCGCCACCUAUGACGUGAAGUGUGACACGUUGCAGCAACGCGUGGUUAAACUUUGACCCAUCAGCUUCGAAACGAAAUUAAACUAGGUGCUCAGCAUUCCAGUACCCAGUUUAUUCUUCAGCCGCAGACUGUGAGUAGCCAAAAAACAAAUCAAUAUCGAAUAUCGCUGCAGAAAAUCCUUCCUUGCAGCAUCGAUCGGCCAAGUUAUACGUUGCGUUGGUUCGAGCAUUUCUUCGCCUUCCCUGUAUCUUCAAACUUAUUCAACGAAGGCCGAUUUUAAUUCUCGUCAGCAACAAUGGACCUGUUCAACAAAGCAAUGCACAGCAACGACUUCGGUUUACGAAGAUAUUAUCCGUGGUCGGGGUACAUUAAUCACGAGCCGUGGGUUACUGGCCGCGUAUCUAACAGGGAACGGAAAUACGUCUGGUCCCAUAUGCAGGACGUAUUUUGUUGGAACGAGAUGACCGUCAAAAGGAUUGAGAACCCAUUUCUCUGGGCACGAUAUGCCUUACGAUACGAAGAAAUGAGGAUCGACUCUGCAUCUAGAGAUGUGUCGGAGGACAUUGUGAUACAUGCUACAUCCAUCUCGAGUGCCUAUGAAAUAGCUG